Messenger RNA from Aptenodytes forsteri (emperor penguin), 1119 nucleotides. RefSeq names its product DnaJ heat shock protein family (Hsp40) member C27 (gene DNAJC27). The record is from RefSeq and is a predicted model, not a curated record. The transcript has 7 exons. The coding region runs from base 1 to 783 and encodes 260 amino acids. Gene Ontology annotation, molecular function: GTPase activity; GTP binding. NCBI's taxonomy places the organism in Eukaryota, Metazoa, Chordata, Aves, Sphenisciformes, Spheniscidae.
AUGGCAGCUGGGAACAGCGCUGGCUUUGCUCUGCCAGCGUCUGCACCGAGCUGCAUUAUAAAGCGUUAUUGUGAGAAGAGGUUCGUUCCCAAAUACCUGGCGACUAUUGGUAUCGACUACGGCGUCACAAAAGUGCAGGUCAGAGACCGAGAGAUGAAGGUGAACAUCUUUGACAUGGCGGGGCACCCGUUCUUCUACGAGGUGAGGAACGAGUUUUACAAGGACACGCAGGGGGUCAUCCUGGUCUACGACGUCGGACAAAAGGAGUCUUUCGACGCGCUGGACGCGUGGCUAGCCGAGAUGAAGCAGGAGCUGGGCCCGCACGGGAACAUGGAGAACAUUGUCUUCGUUGUCUGUGCGAACAAGAUCGACUGCACCAAGCACCGCAGCGUGGAUGAAAGCGAGGGGCGGCUCUGGGCAGAGAGCCGGGGCUUUCUUUACUUUGAGACAUCAGCACAAACAGGAGAAGGAAUCAACGAGAUGUUUCAGACUUUUUACUCCGCCAUCAUCGACCUGUGUGACAACGGCGGGAAGCGUCCCCCCUCCAGCGUGGGGGUCAGCUUCACCAAAGAGCAGGCAGAUGCCAUUCGCAGGAUUCGCAACAGCAAGGACAGCUGGGACAUGCUGGGGGUCAAACCCGGAGCCACAAGGGAUGAAGUGAACAAAGCCUAUCGGAAGCUGGCCGUGCUGCUCCACCCCGAUAAGUGUGUGGCUCCCGGCAGCGAGGACGCCUUCAAAGCGGUGGUGAACGCCCGAACCGCACUUCUCAAAAACAUCAAGUAGGGAACAGAACCACUCAGAGCUGGAAACCUUCCCCUCCUCCCAGCUAGCUCCCAGGCAGCCGUACGGCCGUGGGGCACCCUUCUCCUCCUCACGCUUACCGCUGGCAUGGACACAGACACUCCCAGCACCACCCGUGGAAGCAGGACUGCAUCCGACUGUACUGCGCUUGCGAUGUGGUGGAAAGGAGACAGAGUGCGGAGGAGGGGAGAGGGACCCCAGAACCCUCCCUGCAUCCGUGGCCCCAGGUUGUGGUUGGCGUUAAGUGCUGAAAGCAGUGAGGUCCCCACCUUCCUGGCUGUGUUACACCUCCUGGGAGUUACCAGCCGUGGAGGGGUU